AUGAGGUCGUUGUGGCUGUGCUGGGCGCUAUGGGCCCUGCCCCUGCCGGGCCCCGGGGCCGCCCUGAGCGGGGAGCACAUCCUCAGCACCCUGCUGCGGCAGCUGCAGCUCCGAGAGGCGCCCGUCCUGGACGCAGGCGACGUGGAGGAGCUGGUCACCCCCGCGCACGUGAUGGCCCAGUACGUGGCCCUAUUGCAGCGCAGCCACGGGGUCCGCUCUCGAGGGAAGAGGUUCAGCCAGAGGUUCCGAGAGGUGGCGGGCAGGUGGUUGGCUUCGGAGGCCUCCACGCACCUGCUGGUGUUCAGCAUGGAGCGGCGGCUGCCCCCCAACAGCGAGCUGGUGCGGGCGGUGCUGCGCCUUUUCCAGGAGCCGGUGCCCAGGGCCGCGCUGCGCAGGCACGAGCGACUGUCCCCGCACAGCGCCCGCGCCCGCGUCACCGUCGAGUGGCUGCAGGUCCGCGAAGACAGCUCCAACCGCACCUCGCUGGUGGACUCCAGGCUGGUGUCCCUCCACGAGAGCGGCUGGAAGGCCUUCGACGUGACAGAGGCGGUGACCUUCUGGCAGCAGCUGAGCCGGCCUCGCCAGCCUCUGCUCCUGCAGGUGACGGUGCACAGGGAGCACCUGGAGCCUCCGGGCUUCCUGGCCUACGAGUGCGUGGGCGCCUGCCAGCAGCCCCCGGGGCCCCUGCCCUUGGAGUGGCCAUUUCUGGGCCCGCGGCAGUGCAUCGCCUCUGAAACGACCUCGCUGCCCAUGAUCGUGAGCGUCAAGGAAGGAGGCAGGACCAGGCUACAGGUGGUCAGCCUGCCCAACAUGAGGGUGCAGAGGUGCAGCUGCUCCUGGGACGGGGCACCCGUGCCCCGCAAGCUGGAGCCUUAGGUGGGGGCAUAGCCACCCAGGUGUCGGGCUGGACAGGUGCACAGAAACAGGUCUUGACAUAGGUGUUAAUUUCCUCCUUAGCAGGUGACCCCUGGGCCCACUCAGCACCCUGUUUUACCUUUCCUGCGCGUUCUUCCAUUUCUUGUCCUCUUCUGCACCAUCACCCACCCUAAGCACUUACAUGAGUCACUAAGGCAGCUCUGACUGCUGAGUUCUAGAAGGAAAUCCCAGCCUCCUUGUUAUAGGAUGCAGCCGGCUCAGACAGACUGCUUGCUGGGAGUUUCUGUUCUCUGGCAAAUUCUCAGCUGACUAUGGUACAAUGUGCCCUAUGAUGUGAGCUGGGGAAACAAAUGGAUUUACUCUACUACAUGAUGGGAAUUACAACAAAACUUUAAAAAAUCCCCCAGUUUCCCUAGGUAGGGAGGAGGUCUAAAAAGGAACACCCUUUCCCCCAAAACGCCGACUCAUUCAGGAUUCUUGUGAACAAACUCCCCUGAGAGAUUGCUAGGAGGGAGGACCAAGGGCUUCCACCUGGGGCAGUGGGCAGGGAGUCAGGACACCUGGUUUCUGGAUGGAACAGGGUCACAAUUGUGACCUUAAGCCAAUGGGGUAACCCUUUCCUCUUAAAAGGGAGAAGGUGGGAAUCAGCUCUGAGUCAUUGCUCUGGGGGUCAGAGAGCCCUAACCUCUCCCCCUGCCCCCAUUCCCCAGCAUUUCCUGUGCAUAGUUGCAUUAUUUCCCCCAUGGUUUUAGAAUUUUCCCCACCAGAACCCAUGUGUCUUUACUUUUUAAAAAUGUAGCCAAAAGAGUUGA
This is a messenger RNA of Mustela lutreola (European mink), 1688 nucleotides long. Its product is annotated as left-right determination factor 1-like. Bases 1 to 876 code for a protein of 291 amino acids. Lineage: Eukaryota; Metazoa; Chordata; Mammalia; Carnivora; Mustelidae. The transcript has 4 exons. Gene Ontology annotation, molecular function: cytokine activity; transforming growth factor beta receptor binding; growth factor activity. Gene Ontology annotation, cellular component: extracellular region. Gene Ontology annotation, biological process: SMAD protein signal transduction; BMP signaling pathway. The record is from RefSeq and is a predicted model, not a curated record.